AUGAAAUUCCAGCCUAAAACCGUGGGAGUUGCGGGUGGAGGAAUUUUGUGUUUUUCUGUAUUAUUUGGAUAUUGGGGAUUCGAUAAAGUGUUGAAUUUUGGGAUUAAAGAUCAAACUGCUUUAAGAAAACGAAACGAAAUAUAUGGAAUUUACUUAGCUCUUCCGUUCGCCAUGGAUUUUAGAGUAUACUUUUUUAACGUGUCAAAUCCAAAUGAAGUGAUGAAAGGUGCCAAACCAAUUCUGAAAGAAGUAGGACCAUAUCGAUAUGAUUUAUGGAAGCAGAAGCGUGAAGUUGUAGACACCAACAUUGACGACAGCUUGACAUACACCCAGUAUGAUAUUUAUUACUUUAAUAAGGAGAAAUCCGGAGACCUGAGCGACGAGGAUUAUGUUACGAUAUUAAAUCCGCUUUUAAUAGGAAUGGUAAACACAGUAAUAAGAGACUCUCCAGCAUUAUUAAACGUCGUUAACAAAGCCAUACCGGCAAUUUUUCAAAACACCUCAACCAUGUAUGUGACUGUCAAGGUAAAGGACAUACUAUUCGACGGUAUAAAAGUUUAUUGCAACAGCAAGGAUUUUUCAUCGAAGGCAGUUUGUACACAGCUUAAGGGUCAAAUUCCGGGUAUCAAGAAAGUUCCGAAUGAAAAGGGUGUUUAUUUAUUCUCUUUGUUGGGACCUAGAAAUGCCACCAAUCAGAAACGGUUUAAAGUACAUAAGGGGAUUAAAAACUCGAAAGACUUGGGCAAGUUGAUGGAGCUUGACGGACAAAAGGAGCUAACGAUUUGGGGCACGCCAUAUUGUAACAGAUUUAAAGGGACUGAUGGGUGGAUUUUUCCUCCCGGUCUAUCUAAGGAGGAAGGUAUUUGGUCUUUUUCUGGUGACUUGUGCAGAAGUAUUAAAGCGUAUUACGUGGAUAAUGUGGAUUAUAAAGGUCUCGAUAUAAGACGGUAUCAUGCAGAUUUAGGAGAUAUGAGCAGAAUUGAAGAGGACAAAUGCUAUUGCCCUAAAGUUUGCUUAAAGAAGGGUCUUUUUGAUUUGACUAAAUGCAUGGGUGUACCCAUUUAUGGAAGUCUCCCACAUUUUCUCUAUACAGAAGAUAUUUAUAGACAACAAGUUCAGGGAUUGGAUCCCAGGAUAAACGAUCAUAUUAUUUUAAUUUUCUUUGAACCAAUAACUGGAACGCCAGUUGAGGCGCGCAAAAGGCUUCAAUUUAAUUUACCAGUGAAUGCAGUCGGCAAAAUAUCACUUCUCAAAAACAUACCAAAAGCCAUGCAUCCCAUAUUUUGGGUGGAAGAAGGUAUGCAAUUGGAGGGAAAACUUUUCACUAAAUUAACCAUGGUAUUUGCACUGAUAAAAUUCAUGGGAGGAUUCAAAUAUUUUGGAAUGGCUGCUGGAACCGCUGUUGGUGGAACGGGAGCAUUUUUGUACAUGAGAAACAGAAACCUUAAUGACAGUUCUUCUGAUCAAAAAGUAUCAAAUAAAUCGGAAAAUGUUUUAAAUGAAAGUGUUGUAGACAAUAACAUCGACGAAAUUGAUUAUAAUAACAAGAAAAACAUAGAAAUGAGUCGAUAUUUAGGUACACCGAUCAAAGACAAUUCUUCGUAUGUCAAACAUAUUAUGUCUGGACAUGAGUUUGACAAGUAUUAAUAUGAAACACAUUAAUAUUUAUAAAGACUUACUAGAUACGUCUUUAUACCAUCAACUGUUAUUAACCGUAUAGUUAUAGAGAAAUAGUAUAUCUUAUUUCGUAUAUCAAUAAAACAUUAA
This is a messenger RNA of Aethina tumida (small hive beetle), 1767 nucleotides long. Its product is annotated as sensory neuron membrane protein 1-like. Gene Ontology annotation, cellular component: membrane; cytoplasm. Bases 1 to 1647 code for a protein of 548 amino acids. Gene Ontology annotation, molecular function: scavenger receptor activity. Lineage: Eukaryota; Metazoa; Arthropoda; Insecta; Coleoptera; Nitidulidae. The transcript has 8 exons. The record is from RefSeq and is a predicted model, not a curated record.